Cervus elaphus (red deer) is the source of this 4462-nucleotide messenger RNA. RefSeq names its product ubiquitin specific peptidase 8 (gene USP8). Gene Ontology annotation, biological process: protein K63-linked deubiquitination; Ras protein signal transduction; endosome organization. Gene Ontology annotation, molecular function: cysteine-type deubiquitinase activity. Gene Ontology annotation, cellular component: postsynaptic density; extrinsic component of endosome membrane; midbody. The transcript is spliced from 19 exons. NCBI's taxonomy places the organism in Eukaryota, Metazoa, Chordata, Mammalia, Artiodactyla, Cervidae. The record is from RefSeq and is a predicted model, not a curated record. Bases 476 to 3736 code for a protein of 1086 amino acids.
UUAAGGGCAGCCCUGCCUCCUCCGCUGCAAGGCCCAGGUUGAGAGUUAACACCACGGUGACAGAACUAAGUCUGAGAAAUGCAGGGCGCGGGGGACUGGCGGACAAGCUCGCUCCAACUAAGCGUAGACUGAGCACUACUCAGACAGUCCAGCGAAACCGUCCUCCUCAGCCUUCCUCGGCCCUCAGGCGAAGCUCCCACAGGCAAAGAUGGAACUGGGGAGGAGCAAAUAGUCAAGGGCGCGCGCGCGCAACGUGACGUCAGAUACGCGACGCGUCGCAACGCAGUGCAAAUUGGGAAUCGGGGAUGAGCUGGGCUGGCUUCCGUCCGGAUAGCGAUUCUUCCUCGAGUUGGUGGGAGAUGGGCCUUUGGCGAGGAGGCCGGCGUUAGUGAAGUGCGCCGGGCUCCAAGGAAAGAACUCCUUUUAAUGAAGUACACCAUUCACUGCUGAAGUGGAAGAGUAGAGAUUAUUCAUCAUGCCUGCCGUGGCUUCAGUUCCUAAAGAACUCUACCUCAGUUCUUCACUAAAAGACCUCAAUAAGAAGACAGAAGUUAAACCAGAGAAAAUAAGCACUAAGAAUUAUGUACAGAGUGCCCUGAAGAUCUUCAAGACUGCAGAAGAAAGCAGAUUAGAUCGUGAUGAGGAAAGGGCCUAUGUGCUGUAUAUGAAAUAUGUGACUGUUUAUAAUCUUAUUAAAAAAAGGCCUGAUUUCAAGCAACAGCAGGACUACUUUCAUUCUAUACUUGGACCUGCAAACAUCAAAAAAGCUAUUGAAGAAGCUGAAAGACUCUCUGAAAGCCUUAAACUCAGAUAUGAAGAAGCUGAAGUUCGGAAAAAACUUGAAGAAAAGGACAGACAGGAGAAAGAGCAGCUGCAGAAACAGAAAAAGCAGGAAGCAGAAAGAGAGGAUGAUGGCACAUCAGAUAAAAGUUCUUUGGAAAAGGUACUGGAUGCCAAAGACAAAACCCAAAAGAUAAAUGGUGAAAAGAGUGAAAAAAAUGAGACUACAGAGAAAGGAGCAAUCACAGCGAAGGAGCUAUACACAAUGAUGAUGGAUAAAAACAUCAGCUUGAUUAUAAUGGAUGCUCGAAGAAUGCAGGAUUAUCUGGAUUCCCAUAUUUCAGAUUCUCUCAGUGUUCCCGAAGAAGCCAUCAGUCCAGGAGUCACUGCUAGUUGGAUUGAAGCAAACCUCCCAGAUGAUUCUAAAGACACAUGGAAGAAGAGGGGGAGUGUGGAUUAUGUGGUCCUUCUUGACUGGUUUAGUUCUGCAAAAGAUUUACAACUUGGGACAACUCUACGGAGUCUGAAAGAUGCACUUUUCAAGUGGGAAAGUAAAGCUGUCCUGCACAAGGAACCUUUGGUUUUAGAAGGAGGCUAUGAAAACUGGCUCCUUUGUUAUCCACAGUAUACAACAAAUGCUAAAGUUACGCCACCCCCACGAGGCAAGAAUGAAGAGGUGUCUGUCUCAUUGGACUUUACUUACCCUUCACUGGAAGACUCAGUUCCUUCUAAACCUACUGCCCAGAUGAUACCUCCUAUAGAAAUCAGUGAAAAUACAGAAUUGAUAAACAGUCAAAAUGAGAGAAUGGGACCACUGAAUAUAUCAGCUCCAGUUGAACCAAUUGCUGCUUCUAAAUCUGAUGUCUCACCCAUAAUUCAGCCAGUGCCUAUUUUAAAGAAUAUUCCACAGAUUGAUCGUACUAAGAAACCGGCAAUCAAAUUGCCUGAAGAUUAUAGAAUAAAAUCUGAAAGUACAGAUCAUGAGGAACAGUCUCCUCAGAGUGAAAAAGUUGUUCCUGAUCGUUCCACAAAACCGGUAUUUCCCCCUCCAACUGCCAUGUUAACAGAUGAAGAAAAAGCUCGUAUUCAUGCAGAAACUGCUCUUCUAAUGGAAAAAAACAAACAAGAAAAAGAACUUAGAGAAAGGCAGCAAGAGGAGCAAAAAGAGAGACUGAGGAGGGAAGAACAAGAACAAAAAGACAGAAAGGAACAAGAAGCUGAAGAAAAUGAAAUCACAGAGAAGCAACUAAAAGCAGAACAAAUGGAGAGGAAAGAAAGUGAACAGGCCAGGAAAGAAGAUAAAGAAACUUCAGCAAAGAGGGGCAGAGAAAUAACAGGAAUAAAAAGACAAAGUAAAAGUGAACAUGAGACUACUGAUGCCAAGAAAUCUGUAGAAGAUAGGGGGAAAAGGUGUCCAACCCCAGAAGUGCAGAAGAGAUCAACAGGAGAUGUGCCUCAUGCCUCUGUGGCAGGAGAUUCAAGUUCAGGCAAGUCUCGAGAGCCUUUGACAAGAGCAAGAAGUGAAGAAAUGGGGAGGGUUGUACCAGGACUGCCGUCAGGCUGGGCCAAGUUUCUUGAUCCCAUCACUGGAACUUUUCGUUAUUAUCAUUCGCCUACCAACACUGUUCAUAUGUAUCCACCGGAAAUGGCUCCUUCAUCCGCACCUCCUUCCACCCCUCCAACUCAUAAAGCCAAGCCACAGAUUCCUGCUGAGCGGGAUAGGGAACCAUCUAAACUGAAGCGCUCCUACUCCUCCCCAGAUAUCACCCAGGCCAUUCAAGAGGAAGAGAAGAGGAGGCCAACAGUAACUCCAGCAGUUAAUCGGGAAAACAAGCCAACAAGCUAUCCUAAAGCUGAGAUCACAAGGCUUUCUGCUUCUCAAAUUCGGAACCUCAAUCCUGUUUUUGGAGGAUCUGGACCAGCUCUCACUGGACUUCGUAAUUUAGGAAAUACUUGUUACAUGAACUCAAUACUACAGUGCCUGUGUAAUACGCCACAUCUGGCUGAUUAUUUCAACCGCAACUGUUACCAGGAUGAUAUUAAUAGGUCAAAUUUGUUGGGACAUAAAGGUGAAGUGGCGGAAGAAUUUGGCAUAAUCAUGAAAGCCCUGUGGACAGGACAGUACCGGUACAUCAGUCCAAAAGACUUUAAAAUCACCAUUGGGAAGAUCAAUGACCAGUUUGCAGGAUACAGCCAGCAAGAUUCACAAGAACUGCUUCUGUUCCUAAUGGAUGGUCUCCAUGAAGAUCUUAAUAAAGCUGAUAAUCGGAAGAGACAUAAAGAAGAAAAUAAUGAUCAUCUUGAUGACUUUAAAGCUGCAGAACAUGCAUGGCAGAAACACAAGCAGCUCAAUGAAUCUAUCAUUGUUGCACUUUUUCAGGGUCAAUUCAAAUCCACAGUACAGUGCCUCACCUGUCACAAAAAGUCUAGGACAUUUGAGGCCUUCAUGUAUUUGUCUCUCCCACUAGCAUCUACAAGUAAAUGUACAUUACAGGAUUGCCUUAGGUUAUUUUCCAAAGAAGAAAAACUCACAGAUAACAACAGGUUUUACUGCAGUCAUUGCAGAGCUCGUCGGGAUUCCCUAAAAAAGAUAGAAAUCUGGAAGCUGCCACCUGUGCUUUUAGUGCAUCUGAAACGUUUUUCCUAUGAUGGCAGGUGGAAGCAAAAAUUACAGACGUCUGUGGACUUUCCAUUAGAAAAUCUUGACUUGUCGCAGUAUGUUAUUGGCCCAAAGAACAAUCUGAAGAAAUACAACUUGUUUUCUGUUUCAAAUCACUACGGUGGGCUGGAUGGUGGCCACUACACUGCCUAUUGUAAAAAUGCAGCAAGACAGCGGUGGUUUAAAUUUGACGAUCACGAGGUUUCUGAUAUUUCCAUUUCUUCAGUGAAAUCUUCAGCAGCUUAUAUCCUCUUUUAUACGUCACUGGGACCACGAAUAACUGAUGUAGCCACAUAAGGAAAAGUAGGUUUUAAGCUAGUUACCUUUUAACAGGCUGAGCAACACAACUCUUGGAAUUGCUUAUAAAGAUUCUAGAUAGGCAUCGCUGACCAUUUAAAGGACUUGUAGGACAAUGAGAGCUGUGUUACUAUACCAUAUACUUCUGGUCAGCGCUAUUAUCAAAAAACUGACCAAGAACAUUUAACAAGUAUUGCAGUAAGCAUUCCUUACAGGUACCAUUUAUUUCAAAACAAGUUUUUUAGUUUGCUCCAAAGUUAAAAUAAUUAACUAGCUAAGCAUUAUUAUUCUGCUGGUCUAAAAAUCAUUGUAUCCUUUAUUUUCCUAUUCACUGUUAUGGCCUUUUCACAUUUCUAAAUCCCAGCUUGAUCUAAUGAAUACUCUAGAAUGAUGUAAAGCAGAUAGGAAUGUAUGUGUAUAUAUUUAUUGCACACUUGCACAUCAAAUCAAUGUACAUAGUAUAAUAUGUGGUCCUUUUGUGAAGUCUAGAACUCAGAGGAUUGCUUCCCCGUUCCCCCCCCCCCCCCCCUUUGGCCUAUUCUGAGUAACUGCAGUGCUUUCUUAGGGACAUGACAGGGCAAAGCUAUUUUUUGUUGGCUUUGGGCUGUAUUUGUGCACUAAAUCUUUAUUCUAAAAAAAUAAAUGGAAACUUUUCUUUAAUUUUUUAAAUGAGAAUUUUCAUUUACACCUAAUUAAAAUCUUAAUGAGAAAAACAAUUAAAAUCUC